Messenger RNA from Equus quagga, 5202 nucleotides. RefSeq names its product ssu-2 homolog (gene SSUH2). The record is from RefSeq and is a predicted model, not a curated record. The transcript is spliced from 13 exons. The coding region runs from base 1 to 1323 and encodes 440 amino acids. NCBI's taxonomy places the organism in Eukaryota, Metazoa, Chordata, Mammalia, Perissodactyla, Equidae. Gene Ontology annotation, molecular function: heat shock protein binding.
AUGGCCCCAGCGGCCCAGACUCCCCCAGCCCAGGAGCUCCACCGUGUGCAUUUGUAUGAGUCCAGAGUCCAGGUGGCCGCGAAGACGAAUGAUCGUGUGGGCGAUUCGGUACCCACUGGCAGGCAUCGGCUGAAGCCUGGGGAUGCUGCCACUCUGCCUCACACCCACGUCCAUCCCAGGUCUCUCACCUGUGUCUCCACAGAAUCCUUUGCUUCCACAGGUGUGGUGGACCUCAGCUUUGAGGCCGAGAGUCCUCUGGCGCCCCCAGCUGAACUCCUGGAGAGGCUGCCCAGCUGUGACUGGCUUCUUCAAGGGGACGGACAGCAGAUAUUCUUCCCACCUUCAGAGGCCCCGGGGAGACCCCAGGAACCAAGGUGCUGGUCCUCGUUCCUGGAGCACAGCAGAGUCCCCGUGGUGACGGAGGAGGUGGCGCGUGAAGCCCUUCUCAGCUUCGUCAACUCCAAAUGCUGCUACGGCAGCGCGGCCGCCGGCGACCUCAUCAUCCAGGAGCUGAAGCCGCAGACCCUCUGCCGGUACCGGCUGGAGACCUUCAGCGAGUCCAGGAUAAGCGAAUGGACGUUCCAACCCUUCACGAGUCACUCAGUAGAUGGGCCACAUAGAGGCGCCUCCCCCCGGCUUUGGGACAUCAAGGUCCAGGUCCCCCCGAUGUUUCAGGAAGACACCAGGAAGUUCCAGGUCCCUCACUCGUCGCUGGUCAAGCAAUGCCACAAAUGCCAUGGGCGUGGGUGCUACAAGUGCAGCGGCUGCCAUGGGGCCGGCUUGGCAAGGUGCCCCUCCUGCAGCGGUGCCAAGCGCAGGGCCAGGCAGCCCCGGAGGUGCCAGCUGUGCUCAGGCUCCGGCAGGCGCAGGUGCAGCACGUGCUCAGGGCGGGGGAGCAAGACCUGUGCCACCUGCAAGGGGGAGAAGAAACUGCUGCACUUCAUCCAGCUGGUCAUCGUGUGGAAGAACAGCCUGUUUGAGUUUGUGACUGAGCACCAGCUGGACUGCCCUGCGGAGCUCCUUGCCAAAGCCAAAGGGGAAAACCUUUUUAAGGAUGAGAACACGAUGGUGUACCCCAUUGUGGACUUCCCCCUGCGGGAGAUCUCGCUGGCCUCCCAGCGGGGCAUUGCCGAGCACAGCGCAGCCCUGGGCUCCCGGGCCCGUGUCCUGCAGCAGCGCCAGACCAUUGAGCUGAUCCCCCUCACAGAAGUUCAUUACUGGUAUCAAGGAAAGACUUCUGUCUACUACGUGUAUGGCACCGACCACAAGGUGUAUGUGGUGGACUACCCCGAGCGGUACUGCUGUGGCUGCACCAUCAUCUGACAUGGCACAGCUGUCUCCCGGGGCUGUCACUCAUGUGCGCCAAGGAGGACAACCAAGGUCUCUGAAUUCACUAGUUGUUGACUGCAAUGGACAGUCACAUACUAACCCUGGUAUGUCCUUCCAGAGAACUCAGCUUAUUGUCUGUCAAGCCACAAGUCUUUCCGGAGCCCCUCGGUGGAAUCGUCAUGCGUUUAACCCGAGAAUUCAUCUACGCACGUUCCUUUAGGACAAAUAAUUUAAAUGGCGGGGUUUGCCCCGGUCUCCAAGCUCGUGUCCCAGUGAGUGUGUGGUUUGAUUUUGCUUUUCCCGGGUCAGCCUUGGCACUGGUGUGCCUCUUCUGGUGGGAGUCUUUGGCCAGGCUGAGCAUUAUGGAAAUGUUUAAAGAUACACACAAAUUGGCUGCCCCUUCGUGCACACCAAAUAUUGCCCUUAGGCAUAGCAUACCAAAUUCCGCCACCCCCCCCCCCCCCGCCCCGGCCCCCCGCGUUCUGUGCGUCAGGACUUCAGACACAGCCACGGGGGGAUGGCUUCUCUUGGCUCCAUGAUGUCUGGGGCCUCACCUGGGAGAUUGGAAGGCUGGGGUGGCUCAAGGGCAGGGGCUGGAAUCAUCUGAAGGCUGGUUCCCCCUGAGAUCUGGCGGUUGACGGUGGUGGUUGGCUGGGACCCCCCCGGGGCCAUCCGCUGGAACACCAACACGUGGCUUCCCCAUGCAGCGUGGGCUUCCUCACAACGUGGCAAAGGGUGAGCACCCCUCAGCCACAGCCCAAUUGAAGAAACAGAGAUAUACUCCCUAAAUGGAGAACAAACGUGCUGUGUUGGGUCGACUGAGGGUCUGUGCCGAUCUCUGACGUGGCGCCUUUGCAGGGGUACAUUUCAGAGAGUGAUUUUGGACGUGCAGGUCCUCACAUCACGUGCUGGCCUUAGAACCUGCCCACAGAGUGGGAUGUGACCUGGGUGUCCUACGCACCCAGUCAUGUGCCGGAGCUCCCACCUGGUGCAGCCAGCCUGGGCGGGUGGAGGGGACACCUUGCAGACUGAAUACCCAGGUGGCUUCAGAGGGCUGGUGCAGGGCCAGGCGGGCCUCUGUGAACCUGGCUGUGGGUAACCAGAGGCCUUUGUUGUCUUAUGACACCUGUCCCCACCGAUAAGGGGAUAGGCACACCCCGAGAGGGCCAGUCUGUACCCUCCUGAUCCCCAAGCUCCUGCUGGCCUGCAGCCCUUGUCCCCCAUGGGGUGAGAGGGUGUGGACAUAAUAGGCCUGGCUGGGGGGACUCGGGGAGUCUGAGGCCAUCCCCCAGGGCAUCCUUGACAAAUGAUAUGCAAAUGAGCACUUGCAGCCUCACCUGCUGCUACUCCAACCCCAGGGUUCCCCGUAUUCUCUUCGGGUGUUGCUGUUUCCCCGAGUUUGGCUGAGCUGCACACUGCUGGGCCUAGUUGACAGGAGCAGCGGGGUUCAGAGGGGUGUCUGGCGCCCUCGGGACUGCAUGGAAGACAAGGGGGACCCGACUGAGAAGCAAAGGGAAGUGACCUGGGAGGCCCUGAGACACCUGAGCCCAGCAAAGCUUCCAGGCUCAGAUUUCACCUCCUGCUCCUGCUGCUCCCAGCCAAUGCCAAGGGCUCUGCAUGUGGGGGAGCCUGAGGGCAGGACGAUGUGCAUCCUUUGGUGGGGUGCACUCUGGUCCCUGGGGACAGAGCCUGUUGGUGGCAGAGAAAAGAGAGAGGGUUCCCCAAGACUUCCCACCUGCGCUUCCUCCUGAAGCUCUGUCGUGCUCAAGUCUGGGAGGCCAAUGCCUCUGGCCUUCCAUGUCACAGGGGAUGCUUCUGCCUCUAGGGGGCGUUGUGCAAAUGGAAGGCACGGUUUUUGGCUGUUGCAAUGAUUGGAAGCAACACUAUUGGCAUUUGGUGGCUGGAGGCCAGGAAUGCUGAUGUCCAGCAAUGCUUGGGCGCGUCCGACAAUGGAGCGGCCUCCACGGCUCACACGACUGCUGGUGGCCCUGAUGUUCACGUAGAGCUCAGGUCUACAAAGUCGCACCCGCUAGUCCGUCCUGCGGUGCUCAUUUGUUCCUUAGCAUUCACUCUGUUCCUCGCCUUUCCUUCACGUCUCCUUUGAAAUGGCUUCUGAUCCUCUCACUUCUCUGAAGUGCAAGCUUGUAACUCUGACGACUUCAUUCUGCCUCCCAGCGCGGUCACGCCUGAGCAGUCGCAAAUUGAAAUACACAAAUUAAGAAAACGACUUUCUUCUCAUUUCUCCUUUGUAUUUCAGUUUGAGCAUUAAAUUGCUUUUAAAAAAAAUAAUGGUAUGUAAGUGGGCUAUAAAUGAAUUUCAUUUUAGGAUAAAAAAGGAGAAUUGAGUGUGUUUAGGUUGAAGCCCACUGGCCCACACGCACUGUUGGCUUUGAACCCAAUGAGAAAAUCCAGCUGGAAUGAAGUGGGUCCAAAGGGACACUGUUCCACUGGGGCACCAGUGAGCCACUAGCCCCAGGACCCCUUAGUUCUGAUGGUUCUGGCAAAAUCCCACAUGAAUCCGGGAUCCUCCAGCCGUCUGAUAACUGGCGCGUGUUCCCCUGCAGUGUUAUCUGUGCUUAUGAGCUUCGCGGCAGCCAGGAUAUGACUUAACUUGCUAUUUUUUGCCCCUCUCUGUUACCCUGGGGCUGAGCUGGCUGUUACUCUGGAGCCCGAGACCCAGUUGAAGUCACUUGGGGGUAGAAAGCAGCAAGCAACGACAGCCCUAACUCAAAACUGGGCACCACGGUCGUGGCUCUGGGCCUGAUUCAUUUUGAAUUAGAAGAACAUCAGACCCAAGUUUUUCUUGGUUUUUCUUUAUUGCUCCGCCGAAGGAGGACACCAGCCCUGUCUUUCACCAGUCACUGACAGUCCCUGGUCUCUGCCAGGUGGCCAGAGCCAUGCUGGGCUUAGCGGGGGUUUCACGGAGGUCUGAAGUCUCUGCUCCAAGACUAUAGGAUAGCAGGAGAGUCUGUAUAUAAGCAGAGGAAAAUGAAAGAAUCAACGUGAGAGGGAGCUUGAUAAGAUGAGGAUGCGUAAGACCUAAAUUGGUGGUGGUGGUUACAAGUGACAGCAACUCAAAUUGUCUUAAGCAGCAAAGGUCAUUGAUUAGCUCUUAUACCUUAACAAAGUUUACCAGCUUCAGGGAUAGCUGGAUCCAGGCAUUCAAAGGAUUUUAUCCCAACAUAGUCUCCCUGGUCCUCCUGCCCUCUGCCUUUCCUAUCUGCUUUGCUGUCUUUUGAUGUUGCUCUCAGCCGGGCUUUCCCCGCCUUUGGCAGUAAGACAGCUACCAGCAGUUCCAGAAUUUCAUCCUAUGAGCUCAGUGAUCCCAGAGAAGAGGGUGCUAUAAGGUAAUUUGCCAAUGAGCUCCCACAAUGGUCCCGGGGAAGGCUCUCAGUGGCUUGUCCCAGGUCACAUGCCCAUUCUUGAACCAAUCUCUGAGCGGGGAAUGCAGUGACUGAAUUGGUCAGCCUAGGUCACAUGACGUCCCCCCUGCCCCACCCAAGGUAGAGUCAGCCUCAGUGAAAUCAGAAGGAGGACAGGGUGCUGGCUACCUGUCCACUAAGGGGCAGGCAGAAAGUGCUAGAUUUAUCCAUGAUGGCAUUCUGGAGUUUCCUGUGUACUUUGACAUCUUAUACCAAAGAGGCGAGACUUCGACUGGGUCCUUGCCCUGCCUGAGUCCUGCGUUUCCCUUCCCCGUAUUUGCUGGGGUUGCAGAGCUGCUGUGCCUCUGCAAUUUGACUAUCAAAAAUGGGAAUAUGGACUGGGGCUGGCCCCAUGGCUGAGUGGUUAAGUUCGCGCGCUCUGCUGCAGGCGGCCCUGUGUUUCAUUGGUUCGAAUCCUGGGCGCGGACAUGGCACUGCUCAUCAAACCACG